This is a messenger RNA of Aspergillus affinis, 2394 nucleotides long. RefSeq names its product putative cell division control protein (Cdc5) (gene cef1). Lineage: Eukaryota; Fungi; Ascomycota; Eurotiomycetes; Eurotiales; Aspergillaceae. Gene Ontology annotation, cellular component: spliceosomal complex; Prp19 complex. Gene Ontology annotation, biological process: mRNA splicing, via spliceosome. The record is from RefSeq and is a predicted model, not a curated record. The transcript is spliced from 4 exons. Bases 1 to 2394 code for a protein of 797 amino acids.
AUGCCGGUUGUCAAAGGAGGUGUCUGGACAAACAUCGAAGAUGAGGUGCUACGGGCAGCUGUCUCCAAGUACGGUCUUAACCAGUGGGCGCGAGUAUCUUCGCUGCUCGCGCGAAAGACUCCCAAGCAAUGCAAGGCGCGAUGGAUCGAAUGGCUGGACCCCGGCAUCCGCAAGGUCGAAUGGUCGAGGGAAGAGGAUGAAAAGCUGCUGCACCUGGCCAAAUUGAUGCCGACUCAGUGGCGCACAAUUGCACCUAUCGUCGGCCGCACGGCAACGCAGUGUCUGGAGCGUUAUCAGAAAUUGUUGGAUGAAGCCGAAGCUCGUGAGAAUGAUGAGCUGGGAUUAGGAGGUCCCGGCGAAGAGACCGCGGCCCCGAGUGCAGACGAUGUGCGCCGUCUACGGCCCGGUGAGCUCGACCCCGACCCGGAAUCGAAACCCGCUCGUCCCGACACGAUCGAUCUCGAUGAAGAUGAAAAAGAAAUGCUCAGCGAGGCCCGUGCUCGUCUGGCCAACACCCAAGGAAAGAAGGCGAAGCGCAAGGCCAGAGAACGACAACUGGAAGAAUCCCGGAGACUUGCAGUCCUUCAGAAACGUCGUGAACUCAAGAAUGCCGGGAUCAACAUCAAGGUCGUUACACGGAAGAAGGGCGAGAUGGACUACAACGCCGACAUCCCAUUCGAAAAGCCGGCCGCACCUGGAUUUUACGAUACGAUGGAGGAGGAAUCCCGGAAUGAGAGGCAACGAGAGAUGUUUGAUCCUCGUAAGCAACAACUGGCCAAUAAGCGGAAAGGCGAUCAAGAUGAUGAAGCCGAACGAAAGAAGAGAAAGAACGACAAGAACAGUACCUCGGCUGCAUCGGCCGCUGCUGCUCGCGCUGGUCAGAUGCAAAAGAUCCGUGAGGCGGAGCAAAGUAGCAAAAGACGCGCCCUCGUUCUCCCUACCCCGCAGGUCAGCGAAAGCGAGAUGGAGGACAUAAUCAAGAUGGGCAUGGCAGGCGACAAGGCUAGCAAGAUGUCCGGAGAUGAAGAAACCACUCGCGGUCUGAUUGGCAAUUAUUCGGCCAUUGUUGGAGGAACGCCUAUCAGAACCCCUCGGGCCGCACCAGAGGAAGAUCACAUCGCCAACGAAAUCCGCAAUAUCAAAGCUCUCACCGAAACGCAAUCGUCGUUGCUCGGUGGCGAGAACACCCCUUUACAUGAAGGAGGUUCUUCCACCGGGUUUGAUGGUAUCGCCCCUCGCCGUCAAGAGAUUGUGACCCCCAAUCCUAUGGCAACUCCUUUCCAUCAAGCCAACGGUGUCGGUGCAACGCCCAUGCGGGGAGGCGUUGGCGCCACGCCACGCGAUGGUCCUGGAGCCACACCCUUGCGGACACCUCGGGAUCAUUUCGCCCUGAACAAGGAGAUGGAAGGCGGACAACUUGUGCCGAGUACACCCAGAGACCUCAAACUACAGGAGAACCUCGCCCGCGACAGCAUCCGCAACAAGCUUGCCGCCCUUCCGAGGCCCAAAGAAAGCGAGUGGGAACUGGAAGAGCUUCCUUCCGAAUCGGCAGAACCCACAACAGCAGGCGAGUUCGUGGAAGAGGAUGCCGCCGAGCGCGACCGGAAAGAGCGGGAAGCGAAGGAGAAGGCUGCUCAAGCAGAGUUGAAGCGCCAGUCACAAGUAUAUCAGCGAUCAUUGCCGCGGCCGAGCGUUCUCGACAUUGAUGCCUUGAUUGAGCGAGCAUCGCACGUAACGGAUCCCAUUACCGCCUUGAUUGCCAAAGAGACUGCUCUUUUGAUUGCGAAUGACGCCCGCAGAUUCCCCGUACCCGGCGCUAAGGUAGAAGGGAGGGCUCGGAAGCUAGAGCAACUCGACGAUGAUUUGGUUGCUGCAGCUCGUGCGACUAUCGCCGCCGAAACUGUUACUUCGGGUCAGCAACAGGACUGGCAGGAAGGAUUCGAUACUCAGUGGUCCUCGACGCAUUCCAGCACUCUUCCCGGCCUCUCCAAUUAUGCCGAUGACGAGGAAGAUGAAUAUCAGCAGGAGCAGCGCAUGAUCGGCGCAUUUGAUAGCGUACAGACCUCUAUCUUUGCCACGGCCGAGCGCGGGAACAAGCUAGAAAAGAAGCUUGCUCUGCAUUAUGGUGGAUAUCAGAACCGAGCCAAGAUGCUUCGCACCAAGAUUUUAGAAGCCAGCUCUGCCCUAGAGAAAUCCAAGGACGAGUUGAAUGCCUUCCGCAACCUGCAGAUUUCGGAGGACUCGGCCCUCGCACACCGGCUGGAGCGGUUGCGAGACGAGGUGUCCUUUACCAUGAGACGAGAGCGCGAAGCUCAGGAGGUUUAUCGCACACGAAAAGACGAACUGGACGAGUUAGUGGCAGGGACUGGGGGGAUGGUCGAUGGAUGGCAUUGA